AUGUCUGCUGUAGGAAAGGGGCAUGAUAUGUUCUGUCAGAAGGCAGUGUCCCUCAUAGUUGACCUCUGCACUCAGGACAGCCCACGGCUAGACCACGACACCUGCGAGGAGUUUCUCUUUCACAUCUCCAAUCAAGAGUUCAACCACAAAGAAUCGGACAUCACUACAGGCCUUCCCAUCGGUGUGAUAAUAACGUGUGGUUUGGCGCUGCUGUUACUUUCCACACUUGUCUCCUGGAAGCUCUGUUGGGUUCCUUGGAGGAAAAAAUCGCUCUCAUCAAGUUCUGCGGCCCUCGCCACCGACGACUGCCCCUCGUUUCAGCAACCGUCUCUUCUGCCGAGUCCUCAUCAUUCCAAGGUCGCUAUGGCGACUGAGAAGGAAAAAUAUCCUUUGGCAUCGAUGGGCUUCCUGGAGGCAGCCGUUAAAAUAAGCCAAACAUCUCCUGACAUCCCCGCUGAGGUGCAGCUCUCUAUGAGGGAACACUUUCUGCGCCGAACACAGCGUAUGCAGAGACAAACCACCGAGCCGGCAUCAUCCACCAGACACAGUUCCUUCAAACGUCACCUCCCCCGUCAGAUGCAGGUAAGCAGUCUGGACCUUGGGGACGACUACUACGUAGAUGAACAGCCAACCAGCAUCGGCCGCAUAAAUCCCGAACUCUACAAGCAGAUGGGCACCAAGAACGAAGACUCCAGCAACGGCGAAAGUGGCAAAAACUGCGGGAAGAUCAAUUUUUCUCUCCGUUACGACUACGAGAACGAGAUGUUGCUGGUUAACAUACUCAAGGCCUUCGAUCUACCAGCCAAGGAUCUUUGUGGCAGCUCCGAUCCCUACGUGAAGAUCUACCUACUGCCUGACAGGCAGCAGAAAUUCCAGACGCGAGUCCAUCGUAAAACGCUCAACCCCACAUUCGACGAGUCUUUCCAGUUUCCCGUGCCCUACGACGAGCUGCCAGCCAGGAAGCUCCAUCUGAGCGUUUUUGACUUUGACCGAUUCUCACGGCACGAUAUGAUCGGAGAGGUCAUACUGGACAAUCUGUUUGAAGCGUCUGAUCUCUCCAGGGAGACCUCCAUCUGGAAAGACAUUCAGUAUGCUACCUCUGAAAGUGUAGAUCUUGGGGAGAUCAUGUUCUCGCUCUGCUAUCUGCCUACAGCAGGCAGACUAACACUCACGGUCAUCAAGUGCAGGAACCUUAAGGCAAUGGACAUCACAGGAUACUCAGAUCCCUAUGUGAAAGUGUCCCUCAUUUGUGAUGGGAGGCGUCUGAAAAAGAAGAAGACUACAACAAAGAAAAACACCCUGAACCCUACAUAUAAUGAGGCCAUUAUCUUUGACAUCCCUCCUGAGAGUAUGGACCAAGUCAGCUUACACAUCUCCGUCAUGGACUAUGAUCUGGUGGGCCAUAAUGAGAUUAUUGGUGUGUGCCGUUUGGGGUGUGGUGCUGAAGGGUUGGGUAGGGACCACUGGAACGAGAUGCUGGCAUACCCUCGUAAACCCAUUGCACACUGGCACCCCCUGCUGGAGUCCAAGAAAUCUGAAAAAGAGUGGAAAACCAGAACGGCCAGUUUUGACAGUCAGGGGUCUUGUCCCUCCCCCAAACCUCCUGCCAGCCCUUGAUCAGAGCCAGAUGUAAAAACCCACGGGCUAUGUAAACCCAUCUUCGCUCUCUCGCCGAUGUCUAUGUGUCUGUACAAGGAAAUGAGAGGGAGAGAGAGAAAUAAACUCUGCUAUCCACGUUUCCCUUUGGGUUGCUAUAGAUGCUUCCCAAACACUGAACCAAGAUCAGUCCCUGCUGUCUUUGCCGAUGUUCCUCAUGUUCAAAAUGUUCCAGUCCACAUGAUCUUCCGUCAGCCAUCGGGGUGUUGUGCAACCUUCUAUACCUAGAAUACUCUACAAAGCAAACUUUGUAUUCCUAGAAUAGCUCGGUACAGUCAGCAGAAGUGUUUCUCCCAUUUGAAUUUUCCUUCAGACUGAAGCGUUUGAAAUGUGAGUGUGGUGUUCUGUAAUCUGUCUGCGUGCUGUAGAAGUUUCCGCACAAUGCUGCAGGUCCAUGUGAAUGCCUUUGCUCAGAUCUUAAAUUUUGAAAGGAGGACUAACCAUCUCGAGGAACGAAGGGCUUGACAGUGUGAGCAGUGAGAGGAGAAGAAAGUGAUGCGAAAGAAAGUAAAGGAUUUGUUAUGUGAUAUAGGAACCUUUUUAUCCUUCAUUGUAUGAAUAAAACUGUGUGUGAAGGUACAAAUAUCCUGAAGAAUAUAAAAAAUAGAAGUUUAUAGAUGUUGUUUAAAUGUUAAAUGUGUAAAAAGAGAUGGAAUUUCCGCACAACGAUCUUUUCCUAUUCCUUAUUCUUAGCAAAACAAAGAUGGUUUACAUGUAAAGACGCUCAUAGCUGCAAACACUUCACAUGUAGCCAUAUACAGCAAAUAUAUUUGAUUACAUUAAUAUUCAUGUGCGACACCACGAGUGCAAAACUGGGCAUUUCAUGGAGGAGUUAAUUGUGAAACGGCCAUAAAGAGGUGAAGAAAGGGAAUCUGAGUAGCAUUGCAUUUAAUAGAUUCUAUUCUUCUUUAAAGCUUCAUGCCGUUCCAUUUCCAUCUUAUGUUGACAGCUUAUCGAGUUGACAUCUUUUGACAUGUAAUUUUAUUGUGAGUUAAAUUGGACUGUCAAAAGUUUCCACAUUUUGGUACAUUGCACUGGAAAAUGUCUAGUGUAAGCAAUGCUUAAAUGAGUUUUCUGCACUAUAUGACAAGAGCAGGGUCCACUUUACAUCAAAAAAGUUUAAGAUAUUUACAUACAUUUUUCUAGAAUAACUCUUUAAAUUGUACAGUCUGUCUCCAGUAUACAGCAUAAAGAAAAAGUCUUAAAUAAUUGAUCAUUUUUAGGGAAAAAAACAAUGAUGUCAUCUUGCGCAAGCAUUACUUUUGUAUUGUUUAGGGCUGGAUAAUGCAUUAUGGUGCAGGCAAAAAAAAUCAUUGCUACUAUUUAGAUUUAUUAAACAACUUACAAAUUUACAUUGCGUUGUGAUGAAGAAUAUUUUAAAUUAUUUAUAGUGGGGUGUAGAGCUCAUCUGAUUUACUGAAUUCUGGUUCUUUUGUUUAACACGGUUAUUCAUCAGAACUUCAAGGACAUAAAACUCUUAGUUUAAACCUACUGAAUACGUUUCAAAGAAAUGACAUCUUAAUGCACACAAAUGGCAUUUAAUGAGAGCUUCCCCUCAAAAUCCUGGACAUCUUUCCAUUGUUUCAUAAAAAAAUAGCUAAAUAUUGCAUAAAAACAGGCGAUUCAAAUGCACAUGAUUGUCACUAAAUCAUGAGAGAUGAGCCCUGUAAGAGUGAAUCUUCUAUGCAGGGCUUCUAUUGUCAAUUGAUGUUGCAGUCCUGCUGCUCAAAGAUGGUGGGUUCUAGAACAAUGACUUUUCUGUAAUAUCCAGCUAGUGGUGUUAAAAUAUCUUUAAAGAUAUAUGACACGUCGGGCUAGUUUAGGAGAUGUCCUCCAUAUCAUAAGAUUGAGUUUUAAAUAUUUCUAUAUAGUAAAACAGAUUUCAUAUUUUAACAGAAUCUUCGAAAAUACCGGUGAACUUGUUAAGAAAAUGGUUGUGACAAAGUACAACUUAUUUGGUCUUACCUGUUUUUACAAUAUGAAUAUGUUGUAAUACUCAGACAAUAUAGAGUGUGUUUCUGUACGUGAAUGUAAAUGAAGGUAUAGAUAAUAUACAAAUUGUUUAUUUACCUCAUCACUAACUCUUGUGUGCUGUGUUUUAACAACCUGUUUCUGCUCCCUUGUGAAUCUAAUAACUUUCUAAUUUUGUAUUGAUCAUUUGUACUUGUAAAAUAACUUGUAACGUUUGAAGAGGUUCUUGUAUUUCAAAAAUGCCAAAAUAAAUUGUUGGUUCAGUCAUUUCAA
This is a messenger RNA of Triplophysa dalaica, 3900 nucleotides long. It is a transcript of the gene syt6a, whose product is annotated as synaptotagmin VIa. Gene Ontology annotation, cellular component: membrane. The transcript has 7 exons. The record is from RefSeq and is a predicted model, not a curated record. The coding region runs from base 1 to 1617 and encodes 538 amino acids. NCBI's taxonomy places the organism in Eukaryota, Metazoa, Chordata, Actinopteri, Cypriniformes, Nemacheilidae. Gene Ontology annotation, biological process: regulation of dopamine secretion; cellular response to calcium ion; regulation of calcium ion-dependent exocytosis. Gene Ontology annotation, molecular function: calcium ion binding; clathrin binding; syntaxin binding.